Messenger RNA from Protopolystoma xenopodis, 1371 nucleotides. The record is from the annotation of a GenBank genome assembly. Lineage: Eukaryota; Metazoa; Platyhelminthes; Monogenea; Polystomatidea; Polystomatidae.
AUGACACUGCCAUAUGUUACCAAGUCCAGUUACUUCAACUUACCCUCCUCUAAGGUUAUAGCUACUUCACGUCUCUAUCCAAGUAAGGAUCAGCAACGUCAACGCACUAACUCUCUCUACGCGUCACCCCUAGGAUAUCCUAGUUACUCUGAUGGUACUGGUCACUACUAUACACAGAGGCGCCUACAAUCUGCCAAAAGGCUAUCUGAUGAGGAAUAUCAGAAAGCAAUGGGCUCUAUUGAGCCAGAGAUGGACCGAAGAUUGCCUUUCAGGGAUGGAGAUAGUGGCAUUGCAAACCCAGCUCGUGACUCUUUUUCACAUAAGUAUGGUGAAACAAACUCUUCAGUCUAUUUUGCAGACACUCCCACUAAUUUUAGACACGUUUCGCCGACUGGUGGCACUCGUUCCACGUAUACAGACAGUCCUAAACGGGCUUCACCUGCUCCUGAAUACGCAAUUCGCAUACCAUCUGCUUCAGGCUUCUAUACUUCAGUAUUGCCGCCCCAUGCGUCAUGUCGGACUGUCAAGUGGGAGGACUUAGAUAGCUCCAGAUUCUCUGCAGGCGAACAAAAUGCUAACUUUGAAGAUAGUCCUUGGUGUCACAGGCAGCCGGAGGCUAACACAGCCAUUCAAAACGGCAACAUUCAAAACUCUCUGUCCGGCCGCUUUUUGAAUGUCAAGACUCCCGAUGGCCCAAGAUCUGGGGAGCUGAGGCCAACUACGAAUACAGUCACCUAUUCAUCUUGUGAGCUGGUGCCUCCUUUGCCACAGGCUUUCUCUCUCCAUCAAUCUGACCUAUCAACAAGGACGCCAACAGUUGGCUAUCCUGCUCUGUCAUCAUCUUCGAUUCCAGCCCCAUUCGUAGCCAGUUUAUCAUCUCGGCUGCGCCGACCACCGUUACCCCGAGAGAAUGGCCCACCGUUAUGCGUGGGACCACGCAAUACCGCAGGUCCCUUUGGUUUUCACUUUGAAGAACCUGGUUGGCGAAAAAACGAGGUUACGAGAUUGCCUACUCUCACUGCUAACCAUAUAGCUGUAUCAUCGUUGCCACUGCCGGAUUCAGCAUCAUCAUCAAUCGCAAUCGCAAAAGAAUCUGGAGGGGCUGGAAGCAGGGCACUGUAUACUCGCAGUAAAUUACCUCCGGAACUUGAUGAUGAGCCCUCUUGGCAAGCAGGCAGGCGUCUCAGGCGAACGAGACCUGAUCAGCCUGUUCCUAUUUCCGAUUGCGAGUUUAGCGCUAUUUCGGCCAGAGUUUUUGCCAACUGUAGCAAUUCUUCUACAGAGCAUCAUCGAUUAGAAAAUAGCCAUUCCGAUUACGAUAACUUGGGUACAAAGCAUCAGGUAGGUGAAGAUAAAUUGGAAUAUAUCUAA